Molecule: messenger RNA, 741 nt
Organism: Kluyveromyces marxianus DMKU3-1042
Lineage: Eukaryota; Fungi; Ascomycota; Saccharomycetes; Saccharomycetales; Saccharomycetaceae
Gene: DSC3
Product: Dsc3p
Exons: 1
Coding region: 1-741 (246 amino acids)
Biological process (GO): protein processing
Cellular component (GO): Dsc E3 ubiquitin ligase complex; endoplasmic reticulum
Source: RefSeq, a predicted model, not a curated record
AUGUCAUUAAACGGUUCCGCACAUAAUAGGAAGGUAAUUGUGGUAAGAUUCGCCAAUGACACUAUUUCUGAUUUGCCAUUAGAUAUUACAAAUGUUGACUCUUCAAUAAUCACAACAUCAUGGUUAAGAAAAAUGUGCAGGCAACUAAGGCCUGCAGAAACUAAUGGUAAAAGGUUACGUUUCAUUCAGAAUGGGAGACCAUUGAAUUCCCACUCUAACUUGGGCAUUGAAAACUUUAAGGAGAAUCCUAGUAUUAAUGAAAUGUAUGUGCAUGGCAUAAUCGGUGCUAAAUUGACCCCUGAGGAAUUGGCGAAUGAAGAUAACCUUGAUGAGAACUUCUCUAACACAAAUGAAAACGGCACAACACAAGCCAUAGGAUUCGACCGAUUACGAAGCGUUGGUUUCUCUGAGCAAGAAAUUGAUUUGUUACGUCAACAAUUCUUGGCUACAUAUGGAGAUUUAGAGGCGGUUCCUGAUCGUCAGAACCAGGAUAUACGGCAAUUGGAAGAGCAGUGGAUGGAGACAGGGGCGAAUGACCCACAAGGGCAGCAGUUUAACUCUAUUGGAAUAGCCAACUGGAAAAGUAAUAUGGAUUUACUAAUUGGGUUGAGUAUAGGGUCGUUAUUAGGGGUGUUUAGUAUAUUGUUGCUAAAACAGGAAGGGUUGUUCUCACAACGUCAAAAAAUGUCGAUAAUAGCCGGUCUAAUAUUCAACAUUGCAAUGUGGGUACGAGCGUUUUAG